Rosa rugosa (rugosa rose) is the source of this 1876-nucleotide messenger RNA. RefSeq names its product protein ALP1-like. The coding region runs from base 103 to 1638 and encodes 511 amino acids. The record is from RefSeq and is a predicted model, not a curated record. Lineage: Eukaryota; Viridiplantae; Streptophyta; Magnoliopsida; Rosales; Rosaceae. The transcript has a single exon.
UUGCGUACACACACAAUCCAUAUAAUCCUUUUUCAGUGUUCAAAGCCAAAGACCUUUCUUUCUCUUUCGCCCUUUGCUUUUUCAGCUCCCUUCUUCUUCUAUAUGAAAUUGAAACCCACACCCAACCCGGACCCAGACCCAGACCUCUCCUACAUCUACUCCUUCCUCCACUCCUCUCUCCACCACCAAAUGAACAAUGAUACCGCCAAGAAACGCCGUCGUAAGACCGCCGCCGCCGCCGCCGACGACGACGGCCCGCCGGGAAAGCAAGGCAAGAUGAAGGACCUGAAGGGGAUCAUCACCACCCUGUCGCUGCUGGAGCAGCAGGAGAAGGAGGACCUCGACCGGGCCUCAAAUGACGACAAGUCGUUUGCCGAAGAGAAGCAGAAGCAGACGACGAAGACCAAGGCCAUGGUGGAGUACUACUCCGAUUUGCAGGGCUACUACUCGGACGUCGAGGAGUCCGAGACCGUGAAGCGCAAGAAGUCGAGAAACGCGGCGACCGCUGCCGUUGCUGCCGCGGCGGCGGCGGCCUCCGAAAAGGGCGCGAAACCCGGAGGAAGCGGGUCGGGUCACCAGCGGAGGCUUUGGGUCAAGGACCGGUCCAAGGCCUGGUGGGACGAGUGUAACCAACCCGAUUUCCCGGAAGAGGACUUCAAAAAAGCCUUCCGGAUGGGGAAGGCCACGUUCGAUUUGAUCUGCGACGAGCUCAAUUCGGCUAUAGCGAAAGAGGACACCACUCUCCGGAAUGCAAUUCCGGUCCGGCAGAGAGUCGCCGUCUGUUUGUGGAGGUUAGCUACCGGCGACCCGCUCCGGCUCGUUUCGAAGCGAUUCGGGUUAGGGAUAUCGACUUGUCAUAAGCUAGUACUCGAAGUCUGCUCAGCGAUUAGGACUGUGUUGAUGCCCAAGUACUUGAAUUGGCCGGAGGAUGGUGUUUUGCGGAAGGUGAAGGACGAGUUCGAAUCGUUUUCGGGUAUACCUAAUGUUGUAGGGUCUAUGUACACCACUCAUAUUCCGAUCAUAGCUCCGAAGAUUAGUGUGGCAGCUUAUUUUAACAAGAGGCAUACAGAGAGGAACCAGAAGACUAGCUACUCCAUCACUGUGCAAGGUGUGGUGAAUCCGAAAGGGGUGUUCACUGAUGUGUGUAUAGGGUGGCCUGGUUCAAUGCCGGAUGAUCAGGUUCUGGAGAAGUCGGCUUUGCAUCAGAGGGCCGGGAAUGGUUUGCUUAAAGGUGUGUGGAUUGUGGGGGGUUCGGGGUACCCUUUGCUGGACUGGGUGCUGGUGCCGUAUACUCAGCAGCAUCUUACUUGGACGCAGCAUGCGUUCAAUGAGAAGAUUGGGGAGAUUCAGAAUGUGUCGAAAGAUGCGUUUGCGAGGUUGAAAGGGAGGUGGUUGUGCUUGCAGAAGAGGACGGAGGUGAAGCUCCAGGACUUGCCUGUGGUUCUUGGGGCUUGCUGUGUGCUGCACAACAUAUGCGAGCUGAGGAAUGAGGAAAUCGACCCCGAGCUGAGGUUUGAGCUUGUGGAUGAUGAGAUGGUUCCGGAGGUUGCUUUGAGAUCACAAAGCUCAAUGAAGGCGAGGGAUUCCAUUGCUCAUAAUCUUUUGCAUCAUGGCCUUGCAGGCACUUCUUUUCUCUAGGCUUCUUUCUAUUCUUUUUUGCUUACUAAUUAGUUGUAACGUUGUAGAAGUCAUUCCUCCUUAUUUGUGAUUUGUGUAAAGGGGCUCUGUAAAACAUAGAUAUUCUUCCCUUCCACAAUUGGAUGAUUGUAAUCUUUAUAGGGUAAGUUAUACAUGAUCAAGAUCAAACAUUGUAACCUAUGAUCCAUACUUCAGUUACCAAAUAAGAGAUGAAUGAAAUUGAUAUUCUUUUGCUUCA